Mesocricetus auratus (golden hamster) is the source of this 9945-nucleotide messenger RNA. RefSeq names its product synaptic vesicle glycoprotein 2C (gene Sv2c). Gene Ontology annotation, molecular function: transmembrane transporter activity. The transcript has 13 exons. NCBI's taxonomy places the organism in Eukaryota, Metazoa, Chordata, Mammalia, Rodentia, Cricetidae. Gene Ontology annotation, biological process: transmembrane transport; chemical synaptic transmission. The record is from RefSeq and is a predicted model, not a curated record. Gene Ontology annotation, cellular component: membrane. The coding region runs from base 508 to 2691 and encodes 727 amino acids.
CUUCUCCAAAAAGCACCUGCCACUUGGUGGUAGGAGCCAGCCCUACCACCGCACCCACUUCCCGGGACCCGCACCUCAGCAGCGCCUCCGCAUCACACCCCCAGAGCUCGCCCAGCCUUGCACAGCGCCCUCCUCCCCCGCACGCCGUAACUCCCUCCCUGCGCAUCGCUUGUACUCUCGCCACGCCGCCGCCCGCCACUGCAGCACCAAGGGGAGAAGGAGGCGGAGGAGGACCGCAGCGUGGCAGCCCGGAGCCACUUUCCUGCCCCUCCUCUCGCCGCCGACUCGCUCAAAGGAGUCACCACUGCGCGUGCUGCAAGAGAGAGUGGCAGAGCGAGGCGGCCCCGGGCAGCCAGCAGAGGGGUGCCCGCGCGCGGCGAAGGCUGCAGUGCAGACACCGCUCAGGGCAGGGGUCCCCGCGGCUGGAACGCUCUGUUCUGAGCCAAAGGUGAACUAGCGAACACCCCGUGGACACUUCCCUGUACCUCGGCCAUCAGCUGAGACAAGAUGGAAGACUCCUACAAGGACAGGACUUCACUGGUGAAGGGUGCCAAGGACAUUGCCAAAGAGGUGAAGAAGCAAACAGUGAAGAAGGUGAACCAGGCAGUGGAUCGGGCCCAGGAUGGAUACACCCAGCGGUCCUACAGUCGGUUCCAGGAUGAAGAUGACGAUGAGGACUACUACCCGCCUGGAGAAACCUACAGUGGGGAGGCCAAUGAUGAUGAAGGCUCAAGCGAAGCCACUGAGGGUCAUGAUGAAGAGGAUGAGAUCUAUGAAGGGGAGUAUCAGGGCAUCCCCAGCAUGAACCAAGGGAAGGACAGCAUAGUGUCUGUGGGCCAGCCCAAACGAGAUGAGUACAAGGACCGCAGAGAGCUGGAGUCAGAGAGGAGGGCUGAUGAGGAAGAGCUGGCUCAGCAGUAUGAGCUGAUAAUCCAGGAGUGUGGCCAUGGGCGUUUCCAGUGGGCCCUUUUCUUCGUCCUGGGCAUGGCUCUCAUGGCGGAUGGUGUGGAGGUGUUCGUGGUGGGCUUCGUGCUACCCAGUGCAGAGACAGACCUCUGCAUACCAAAUUCAGGAUCCGGAUGGCUAGGCAGCAUAGUGUACCUCGGGAUGAUGGUGGGGGCGUUCUUCUGGGGAGGACUGGCAGACAAAGUGGGAAGGAAACAGUCUCUCCUGAUUUGCAUGUCUGUCAACGGAUUCUUUGCCUUCCUUUCUUCAUUUGUCCAAGGCUAUGGCUUCUUUCUCCUCUGUCGCCUGCUUUCUGGAUUCGGGAUUGGAGGCGCCAUUCCGACCGUGUUCUCCUACUUUGCUGAAGUCCUAGCCCGGGAGAAGCGGGGUGAGCACCUCAGUUGGCUCUGCAUGUUCUGGAUGAUUGGCGGAAUCUACGCUUCGGCCAUGGCCUGGGCCAUCAUCCCGCACUAUGGGUGGAGCUUCAGCAUGGGCUCAGCCUACCAGUUCCACAGCUGGCGCGUCUUCGUCAUCGUCUGUGCGCUCCCCUGCGUCUGCUCUGUGGUUGCACUCACCUUCAUGCCGGAAAGCCCUCGGUUCUUGCUGGAGGUGGGAAAGCAUGAUGAAGCCUGGAUGAUUCUGAAGCUUAUUCAUGACACCAACAUGAGAGCUCGGGGCCAGCCAGAGAAGGUCUUCACGGUGAAUAAAAUCAAAACUCCCAAACAAAUAGAUGAGCUGAUUGAGAUUGAGAGUGAUACGGGGACGUGGUAUAGGAGGUGUUUUGUUCGCAUCCGCACAGAACUGUACGGAAUUUGGUUGACUUUUAUGAGAUGCUUCAACUAUCCAGUCAGGGAAAACACAAUAAAGCUCACGAUUGUUUGGUUCACCCUGUCCUUUGGGUACUAUGGAUUGUCUGUUUGGUUCCCUGAUGUCAUCAAACAUCUGCAGUCAGACCAGUAUGCCCUGCUAACGAAAAAUGUGCAAAAAGAUAAAUACACAAACUUCAGUAUUAACUUUACCAUGGAAAACCAGAUCCACACUGGGAUGGAGUACGACAAUGGCAGAUUCCUCGGAGUCAAGUUCAAGUCUGUAACUUUCAAAGAUUCAGUUUUUAAGUCGUGCACCUUUGACGAUGUGACCUCAGUCAACACCUACUUCAAGAACUGCACAUUCAUUGAUACCCUUUUUGAGAACACAGAUUUUGAGCCAUAUAAAUUCAUCGACAGUGAAUUUCAAAACUGCUCGUUUCUUCACAACAAGACAGGAUGCCAAAUUACUUUUGACGAUGACUAUAGUGCCUACUGGAUAUAUUUUGUCAACUUUCUCGGGACAUUGGCAGUGUUGCCAGGAAAUAUUGUGUCUGCUCUCCUGAUGGACAGAAUCGGGCGCUUGACAAUGCUAGGUGGCUCCAUGGUGCUCUCAGGGAUAAGCUGCUUCUUCCUGUGGUUUGGCACCAGUGAGUCCAUGAUGAUAGGUAUGCUGUGUCUAUACAAUGGACUGACCAUCUCAGCGUGGAAUUCCCUUGAUGUAGUCACGGUGGAACUGUACCCUACAGACCGGAGAGCAACAGGCUUCGGCUUCUUGAAUGCACUCUGUAAAGCUGCGACCGUGCUGGGGAACCUAAUAUUUGGCUCCUUGGUCAGCAUUACCAAAGCAAUCCCCAUCCUGCUGGCUUCCACCGUACUCGUGUGUGGAGGACUCGUGGGGCUGCGCCUGCCGGACACACGAACCCAGGUUCUGAUGUGACAGAACAAAAGCCAUCUCCUUCUCCCACUGUGGGUCGGUCCUCCUGACUCGAGACUGCAGAGGUUCUUGUGUGUGUGUGUGUGUGUGUGUGUGUGUGUGUGUGUGUGUGUGUGUGCGUGUGCGUGUGCAUGUGCGUGUGUGUGUGGAAAGGCGGCCGAGCAUCAGAACACAAACUUUUGCCGUGACUUAAAGUGUAGCUGCAUAUCGUUUUACCCCUCCAACGUGACUUUGUGCCGUUUUGGUUUUCCGGGCAUUGUUAUCUUUUUCUAACCGUGAUACUCCUGCCUCCCUGUACCCCGUGGAAGUGUUUCUAAAAUGUCCCAGUCAGCCAGGCUUUCCUGGGGAUUCUGUUCACCGACACUGAGCAGCUAAAAAAGCCUGUGCUGGUGUAAGAAAUAGACCCCGCCCCUGAUGCGUCAUUAACAGGAAGUUUAAGUUGGCAUAAUUGAGUUUGUGCUGAGGAAAGGGAUUUCUUUCUUUCUUUUUUUUUUUCAUAGAGUGAUAUUUCCUGUUUACUUAGAAAAAAAAGGACUCCCAGCCACUCUAGCUGUUACAGCAGGGUGUUUCAAGAAAAUUGUGUGACACCAAGCACGUUUGGCAGAAGCCAGAUUUUAGACGGAAAACCGAAUACAUGAGAGGGCAGCCGUCACAGUGUCUGGGACUGUGACAGGUGGAUAGCAGUGUUUGAAGAUCAGAGAUCCUCUGCCUCUCCUUGCAUUCCCUCGCAAGCUGCCCCGGAAUUGGCCAGAUAGCAGAUUCAGGGAAAGAAAGCCACUUCUUAAAAAGCAGCAUCUGCCUCUUCAAUUCUGCUACACUUUUCCCUUCUCCGGUCUAGCAAUUGGCAGUGGAAAUUAGAAACUGGUAAGAAAAUCACAACCAAAGCCAUUUACAAAUGCAAAAGGAUGUUUCUCUCAAUAACUGUUUCUUGAGGGUCAAAGCCAUGCACCCUCAUUUGGUCAACUCUGUACUGUCACUUUUUAGCUCCCAUCUCCACAGCCUGUCUUGUCCCUCCAGGUUCCUCCAGCUAUGGGCACCCAGCCUUGUUUCUGGUUUGCCUCUGAGCCCACCUUCUCUCCCAAGCAAGCAUCUGGCAGGCUGGACAGCAUCUCCUGGUGUGUGUCUGUCUGUUUUACCUCUGGAAUCUCCAUGAUCGUGGAAGGAGAGGUCAGCAGGACAUUCCCACGGGCCAGCUGUCAGCUAAAUGACCUUCUGGUCUCUCCCUGACUGCCCCUCCCCCAAGCCCGUCCUUUUACACAUCUUUGAAAUCUGAAGCCUCUUUGUAGAUUUGCAGCCUGUGAUAACAGCCAGCAUAAGUUCCAUAUUUAAACAACAUUCUUUUUUUAACUUCCCCUGUCUUGUUGGAGGGUGACCCUUAUUGCUUAUUUUUUGCUGUUUCUGCAUGAUCACAGCCCUGGGGCUUCCAGAAAAAGGAAACUUUUGUUUCCACUAACCAUUCUGUUCAAAGAUGUAACUGCUCCCUGGAGCCCCGCCCCCUCCUCUACCACAUUCCCCAUCCCUCCUGGAGCUCAAAUUCUGUGAAAAGCUCUUUGAUUAACAUAAACCAUUAAUCCACUGCUCCAGCAAGUAAUUCAGGCUUGGUAGAGGGGACAACCUAGAGUUAAGUCGGGAAUCGGCAGAGAGUAGUUCCCUAGAGAUAAUAUAGAUACUCAGAGCCAGGACAUCGAGGCUAUCAGAGCAAAAUCUGCAGACAGAGGUGACUGGAGAAAGGAAAAUCUUUAAGACUAGGCAUGAUUAACUUGAAAGAUGCCAACAAAGCAGGGACCAGAGCAGAACUCACUUCUGUUUCCUUUCACCUCCCUGGGAAACAAACCCGUAUUUAAAAUAACUAAGAGAGAAUCUUUCACGUUAUUCAUUUUCCAUGUGGGUUCGUUUCCACCUCCUAUUUACCCGUGAUUUGUCUUCUUUUUAAAAAUAAAGAAGGCAUGUGGGGCCCAGAGCAGAUCUUUUGGUUGAAUGUGGUGUGUAAAGAAAAUGCUGCAAAAAUAAGGUAUGAAUCGCUAUCUCCCCAUACAAAGGGAAACCCGACAUAGUCAAGGACAUUGUUUUCUCUGCUCUUGAGUGGUAGUGAGCUUACUGGAUAAUCUUUAGUCUCAAAUUGUCUGUUCUCUGUCUCAUAGUCGGACUGCACCAAUUACAUUCCAAACUGCAAGACAUAGCUAUUCAGAAUUUUAUCUGGAUGCUGGGUUGGGUUGGCAGGGAUAACUCAACAGAACCCUACUUUGUAAGAUCAUCUGCCAUCUAGCCCCUUCAUCUACCCCAGGCUUCCCAGGUGCCCAAGGGGGAUCUCUUCUAACCUCCUAGACAAUCAGCGGUCACAAACCUUCUUGGCCACCACCUUUCCCACCUCCCAUGAUUUUCCCUCAGCCUUUUCAUUGGGCAUCACCUUCAUUGCCCAUGGCAAUGUCCCAGUUGCUUCCCAAGUAUGUGGUGCGGCCUGCUUGGGUUAAUUAGAGAUUAAGAUAUAACCAUGAGAUUCAACAGAAGCCCCAGUUGCUUGAGUGUUAAAGGCCUUGGCACCUGGGCAGUCAUCUAUUCCAUUCCAUAUACAGCAAAAGGAAAUUAAAAGCUGAUUCAAAAAUUAAAGAAAACAGCCCCAUUUGCACCUGUAUCUGGGACUCUGUUUCUAACGAAGAUUUCCCCCGUUGCUCUUCAGUAUCAGUCCAGAAUGCUCCCAAGUUUUACUAUCUUCUCAAUAGGAAAGGAAACAAAACAAAUGAUGGCAAAGUAGCUUCUCUCAACUGUGACUUCUAUAAGAUGCCCCACUCUACAUAAUUGGGUCUGAAAGGCUCACCUUCCUGAUCCAUCUUACACCAAGACAGAUCACCAAUGGGUUCUCAGAGGCACAAGCUCCACAACCAGGCAGAGAUCUUUCUGGGGCAAAUGCACUUGGUCUUAGCCCAAAGGCCAAGAAUUAAGUCACUGGUCAUAUCGGCCCUCAGUUUUCCCAUCUGUAGAGAAAAAGGAUGACACUAUUUUAUUCUCCAAGAUACCUUGGGACUACAAUGAGAGUUGCUUCAUCUUCUCUGUCUUCCGCUGAUGGGAAGCCUACCUUCAUGACAUAUUGAAAAUGAGACAAUAACCAAGUCUAUAAGCAGAUCAGGAGGUGGCUUGGGAAGACCUCAUACAAUGAGCUAGAAGAGUUUUCAUGUUGCCUGUGCUGCCCAUGCCUAGGGAUUUUAAGUAUAUCUCAGUUCAGAACCACUGGGGCUGCCAUUGCUCUACCCCUGGAAGACACUGCUGUUAGAAGACAGUCUGGUGGAGGCAGACCCACAAAGGCUGUAUCCUCUACACCCCUGCCCAUCUAAUUCAUUGUUUUCUUGAAAUUACCUUUAAUGGGUCUAGGCCAUGGGAAACAACGUUCCUCAGUGACUUCACAUAAAUUGGUAGAUGGAUCCUCAUUUACAAAUCUCACCAAUCAGAACUCAAGUUUGCACCAAAAACUUAUUUGCUUUCAGAAUAUCUUGGGACACCGAGAGAGGGGUAGUGGAAGAGAUGUGGUGGUGAAGAGAGAGUCCAGUGUUCCAUUGAUAAUGUUCCAGCAAUGGGAUUAGUGCACCUGGGAGACAUUCUAAACUCUAGAAUCAAUUCCAGAUCAUUCCGUGGGAACACUUCCUGACAUCUUCUGCCAACCAAAAUAGAAUAUGAUAUUCCCCAGUUUGUUUCUAUCUUAUAUCAGGAGGCUUGUGCCUAUUUCUUCAUCAAGAUGCCUUAUUUGUUCAUAUACAAAAGGCUCCAAAGCCAGGAAUGCCUGGAUUUAUCCUUCAUCUGGAAUUGUCGACAACUGACAUAUUGUUUGGAGCCUAAUGGCUACAUAUCAGGUUUCUUUUAAAUCCCAUGUUGUGCCAAACUUAGACUAGUUACCAACCACCCUCCCCCCAAUAAAAAAGGUCAUGCUGAGACAACAAAAGGGCAUUGACACAGUAGAGUGUUCUGGAGGUGGCCCAUGUGUUUCUUGGUGUUUUUCUUCUGCUGAGCAAAGUGUCUAUUUUAGGUAAAAUGUCUCUUGUAAUCUAACAAAAGGAAGUUGUCAGGCUCUUAGAUGCAUUGUGUGUCCUUCACCGUUUCAGGAAACUGGCGAUUCUCCAUGUACUGUUCUGUCGCUUUCACUGUUGACCAUUCCCCUGUCAACAACCUCUCACCAACCACACGCAAAGCAUUUGCUGGGGCUUCCUUUCAUUUACUCAGCGCCCAGAUGCAGUUUAGUCAUCCCAGCAUUUGGAGUCACAGGGUACCCAGUCCGUGGGUCUGCUCAGGUCAGUGGAGCUGGGUAGAGGAGGGAGUUGGGUAGAUAAGCCAGUCUCUCCUUUCAUGAAAUUGGAGGCUAAGUACUGGCCUACGAUUGUGCUAGGUAUUCAGGCACUGGGCUCCAUGCAGAAACUUAACCCUCUGCAGUAUUUCUUUGAGAACAGGGAGAGCCAGGGGAAUGAAUGAGAGGACAAUCUUAUAAUCCUCUCAUGGUGCCUGUUAGGCCUGUCAAUGUCUUUAGUCUCCAAGUUUUAAACAAGUUGUGACCUACAAUAGGUAGUACAAGAACUAUGCAGUGACGGGGCAACCUGUGACAGAAGUUAAUCUUCUUAGUCAGGCUGUCUUUGUGGGAGGGGGUACUGAACAGUCCUUGAAUCAAGACACAUUCAAGCACAUGUUUCUUCACAUGGUCUCAACAGGAAAUUGCACUAAGAUGCUGUUACAAAGAGAGCCGACAGCAGAGAGAGCCCAUGCCUUUCUAGAGAUGCUCAUUUCUCCAUAGCUGUUCCUUACAGGGCGCUAGGAAGUAUGUUCCCCACUGGGCAUGCUAGAGCUCCCUCUCCAGGCCCUCAGCAAGCCCUGGAACCUGACAGCUGAUCUCUGGCCUCUCCUCCAACCCUCCCAGGAGGCGUUUCCUUUCUAAUGUCAGUCGCACUUCCCCUUUUCUAGCCUCAGCAGAUAAGUCACCCAGAAAACAGGUUGUGACAACAGGAGGCCAGGGAGGCUGCAGGUUACAUUUUGAAAUGGAGUGUGGCAUUGUUCUGAAGCUUCUAGAGCCUUCUAGGAGUCAGGGCAAAGAGAGAGUGUAGUCACUGGACCUCUGAGCACCGUGGUACCUUUUCCCCUCACCAACUCUGUCCAUGUCCUCCAGGCAGCUCAGAUUCACUUCCUUCCUUCAUUAAUGUCCUCCUUCCUUCUUCUUGUCCCCUCUUGACUGUAGCAGUUAACGAAAGUAAAGGCAAAAGCUGGGCACAUCUUUAAUGCCAGCACUCGGGAGGCAGAGGCAGGUGGAUCUCAGAGUUGCACAGGGCUACACAGAGAAACCCUGUCUCAAAAAAACAAAAAAGAGGCACCAGAAUUCAGGAAUGGAUGUGUUCUUGAGCAAGCAAUGUACACAUCCUUACCUUUAUGGAGCACAGAGGAUGGAGAACCUAGGGGAAUGUGAAUUAAGUGACCUGGUGCCCUGUGGGUCCCUGUAAAGAUUCGGGUUUGUGAUGUCCUCCUAGCCCCACACCCUGAUAAGGUUAGCAUAGAAUCAGAGUGGCCUGUUCCUGAACAGAACACAUGCUUGGCUUUCAAAAGGAGCACUCCUCACCAGGAACAUGGCAUUUUUGAGAUAUAGACGGCACAUGGCCAUCUGUGUGAGUCCUACUCAGCACCGAAGGUCAGAUGCUUAAACUACAAAGGUUGCCCGUCCUCUGCACCCGAACAUAGUUGCAUGUCCCCUAGAGCCAAGAACAUUGAGAACUAAAAAGAGGCAACAGCCUUCAGCCUUUGGUUCAAACUCAGAUAAGUUUUUAUGCUAUACUAAAAGCCUUCCUGUAGUGCCCUAAGCAGCUUCCAGGAGCUCUGAGAAGGACUAGCCAGCCAGAACAUAAGGGAUGGUGUCAUCUAAAUGCAGCUAUGGCUGGGAACAGGCCCAACCCAGUUCUAUAGAGGCAGUUGUUUAGUUGUUUAAGCUUCAGAAAUUUCAGGAAAGCCAUCAAGAAACAUAGCCAUCAUUAAAAGUUAAAUACAAUGAAAUCAGUUACAUUUUAAAACAAUAUAUAUAUAUAUAUUCAGAACUCAUCACUUUCUACUUAUUUUGCUAGAUUUUUGUAUUAGUCAUGCCCUUGAGGUAAUAUAUACCUAGCAUAUCUCUCUUAUGGAAAUACUGUGUAAUGGUUUCCUAUUGGACACAUAUUUUCAAUGACAAGGUCAAUGCCAUUUUACUGAGCUCCUCCACAGUGGUAACAUUUAUAGUAAGAAAGUAACAAAUGCCACAGAUUAGACUCCUCCCACCUCUACAUUUACCAGCAUAUCACUAUCUGAAGCUCUGAAGAAUAUUUGGCUCCUUGUCACUCAGCAGUAGCAUGCUUUGCACAGGGCAAGGAGGUUGGGCAUUCCAACAUUCAGACCCAGACCAGGUGAAAUUGAAUGUCCCCUUGGGCUUGUGAGUCAGCAUUCCAUUACCCAUAAGUCCACAGGAAGGCAAGAUUUAGCAAGUACUCAUGUCAGUACUCAAAGGUGUCCUUCCACAUUCUUAUUGGCUCAGAACAGGACCGACCAUGCAGAGAACCCCCGGGCCUCUGGGUGUUGUUCUUUCAGGAAAAAUUGCAGUAAAUUAGCUGUUUCACGCACCUUCCAAAAUGUGGUCAUGUAUUCUCUGCCUGACCCAGGAACACACUGAACAGACGUCUAAAAAGGAAGUCCCUACAAGAGGUUUUUCCAGGUACUCAUCCACCCUGGCUGCCCGCUCAGCCUACAACUCCACCCUGCCUUCGGCAAUGAGAUCCUGGCAGUGGUCCUGUCCUUGGUUUGAGUGUAUGAGUGUUUUGGCUUUCUAUUCUUUCCCUUUUCUCUUUUCAGUACUGUGUCUGCUGUCCCGCUGUUUGGUCCAGCCCCCCCCCCCCCCCGUUGUACUGUAUAUAUGUGCUGCAUGUGUGAAACCUCAGUAACUCCUAUUUCAGGUUUCUGGAGUCCCCUUCUCCAGUUCAGCUGAUCCUGCUAUGAACUCAUCUUUCUGGUAUGCUCCUCUGUGUCUCAUUUCCGAUUGCCAAGAUGUUGGGCCAAGUGUAUUUUCACAAAUGUUCCAAGACAGCCAUGUGUGUGUAUCCUUGUGAAAGGGCAUGCUCUGUGCGGGAUGGCUCGUGUACAGUGUAAAUCUAUCACAUGUGGAAGUGUGUAUACAUUUAUAUGCCAGAUAGCUAUCAUUCAUGUAACAGCUACAAAGAUAUUUAAUGUACAUCAGAUUAAUAAAAGAGCAUUUUUUGCUCCAUUAUAUUCAAA